Molecule: messenger RNA, 1219 nt
Organism: Haliotis rufescens (red abalone)
Lineage: Eukaryota; Metazoa; Mollusca; Gastropoda; Lepetellida; Haliotidae
Exons: 4
Coding region: 233-1030 (265 amino acids)
Source: RefSeq, a predicted model, not a curated record
CGUGACAGUAACUUUUAUCCCAGCAAUUCGUUUACUUUGCAUCAAUGAAGCAGGCCUCACAACUGAUGACCAUUACUUGGAAAACAACCUGUAUGGCGUCAUUGAAGAAAGGGUUUUUGUCGAACGUGACUGUGCAGUGGAAUGUCUGUCUCAUUCCGAUUGUUCGUCCUUCGGAUUCGAACCUACCCUUUAUUUGUGCCAUCUGCACGAGAAAGACAGUAAUACAGCACCAAUGGACCUUGUGGAAAAACCGGGGUGGAAACAUAGUGAUAUUUCUCAGUGGCCAAAGGAACUGAUGGGCCCAUGUGCAGAUCACGCCUGUCCCCCUGGGAGGCGAUGUAGUGUGCAUCGUGUGACAAAAGCGGUAAUGUGUACGGAGGUUGGUGUCUAUGUAUGUUCUGAAGCACAUGUUCCAAACGCAACCUGCAUUUACGGAUCCAAACUGAUAGGAGGAACUCGGUCUUGUACCUGCCAAAGCAACUAUCUAGAUGUGCCUCGAGACGUCCUCAAUGUCAACAACACCUGUAUGAAGAACGGCAGCUGGUCGACACCCUCGGUUAACUGCUCUGGACCCUAUGUUAAAGUCUACAGUCCAUUUCUCAACACCUACACCUUCCAACAGAUACCAGCGAGUAGGUUAAGGAAGAUAACCGGUGGUACUUCGUCCAUUGUGUUUCUGGUAAAGGCUUGUCACGACGCCAACAUUGCCCUACACACUCGUCCCAACACAACCGACACUGAUGCCUAUGAGAUCAUUGUCGGAGGAUGGACAAACACUUUUUCCUGUAUUCGUCGUUGCUUCUUCUGUCCACUUAUAGAUUCUUACAAAGAAUCGUCCAUACUAUCCUGCCAUGAGUAUAGGCCAUUUUGGCUCAGUUGGAAGAAAGACGUCAUCUCUGUAGGCAAGGGACAAAUUGUUGGACACCAGACGUUUAUUGAAUCGGCACCAAGUAGUCCUAUUGUGAUUAAUCACGUUAGUGUUAGCGCCUUCAAGAGGAACCAUGCUAUGUGGCUAUUCCGAGAGCAGUAGCUCACAUGAGGUACUAGAUAAAUGGUAAAUUAUUCCUUAAACCCCGACAGUGUACACAGGACAGGACAGUAACAAACAUAUUGACUAUAACUUUCGUUCACCUUCCAGUGAAUGCGAUAUGUGUUUGACGGAGGAUUUUAUGUAGUGAGGACCGAAAACGACCACUUGCUAAAGUGUUUGAAAAAAGUU